GGGCGUUGUGCUUCCCGAGCGCCGCAGCCUUCCCAGCCGCCGUGCGGGUCAUGGUUUCGGGUCGCGGGCUUGUUGGCUGCCGGAAUCUCGCCGUCCUGGGAGCCUGCGCUCGCCGCGGCCUGGGUGUCUAACGCCUCCCGGACCACCGGUAGGCAGCCGGUUGUGGUCCAGAAAAGGUUCCCGGGAGUUGAGUCAGACAAGUGAGAGGGGCAGAAGACAGAGUGGGGUAACUUGUCAGCUGGGUGCGGAAGGAUUUGUGCUAGGGCCAGCCCUGCUGGGAGUCCUCUUCCAUCACACCGUGCGGAAGAGCAUGAUGGUUGAGCAGGCCGCGAUGAAAGUGGAGCUCCUGCCUGCCCUGACUGACAACUACAUGUAUCUGGUCAUCGACAAGGACACCAAGGAGGCUGCCAUUGUGGACCCAGUGCAGCCCCAGAAGGUCAUGGAGACCGUGAAGAAGCACGGCGUGAAGCUGACCACUGUGCUUACCACCCACCACCACUGGGACCAUGCUGGUGGGAACGAGAAGCUGGUCAAGCUGGAGCCUGGCUUGAAGGUGUAUGGGGGUGAUGACCGCAUUGAGGCUCUGACUAACAAGGUCACACACCUGUCUGUGCUGCAGGUGGGGUCUCUCAGUGUCAAAUGCCUGUCGACACCAUGCCACACUUCUGGACACAUCUGUUACUUUGUAAGUAAGCCUGGCAGCUCGGAGCCUCCUGCUGUGUUCACAGGCGACACUCUGUUUGUGGCUGGCUGCGGGAAGUUCUACGAAGGAACUGCGGAUGAGAUGUACAAGGCCCUGAUCAAGGUCCUGGGUCAGCUCCCCCCGGACACGAAAGUGUACUGUGGUCACGAAUACACCAUCAACAACCUCAAGUUUGCCCGCUACGUGGAGCCACACAACACCGCCAUUCAGGAUAAACUGGCCUGGGCCAAGGAGAAGUACAGGAUUGGGGAGCCCACGGUGCCGUCCACCAUCGCCGAGGAGUUCACCUACAACCCCUUCAUGCGAGUGAGGGAGAAGAGUGUGCAGGAGCACGCCAGCGAGACGGACCCCGUGACCACCAUGAGGGCCAUCCGCAAAGAGAAGGACCAGUUCAAGGUGCCGCGGGACUGACUGGGCGCCCACCGCCAUCAGGGGCAUUUGGGUAUUGAGGUGUUCUAG
Loxodonta africana (African savanna elephant) is the source of this 1162-nucleotide messenger RNA. RefSeq names its product hydroxyacylglutathione hydrolase (gene HAGH). Gene Ontology annotation, molecular function: hydroxyacylglutathione hydrolase activity. The transcript has 10 exons. The record is from RefSeq and is a predicted model, not a curated record. Lineage: Eukaryota; Metazoa; Chordata; Mammalia; Proboscidea; Elephantidae. Gene Ontology annotation, cellular component: mitochondrion. The coding region runs from base 311 to 1114 and encodes 267 amino acids. Gene Ontology annotation, biological process: glutathione metabolic process.